Molecule: messenger RNA, 1704 nt
Organism: Mesocestoides corti
Lineage: Eukaryota; Metazoa; Platyhelminthes; Cestoda; Cyclophyllidea; Mesocestoididae
Source: the annotation of a GenBank genome assembly
AUGGCGACUUCCAAUAUUUCUGGUCGGUAUUAUAGAGACCGUUCAAGUCUACAUUAUAAUCUGUCCUUUGCCGGUUGUGGGUUCUUAGGUGUUUAUCACGUGGGGGUUAUAUCAUGUAUUCGUCGUUUCGCCCCCCAACUUUAUUUAAAUCGACCCGUUUCUGGAGCUAGUUCUGGAGCAAUUGCUGCCGCUUUCUUAGUAUGCGACGUUGAUUUAAUGUCUUGUACGCGGUACUUAAUGGGAUUAAUAAAUAAAUCUCGAGAAUACCGCUUGGGUGCUUUUGACCCACGUUUUAAAAUUACCGAGUAUAUUCAGGAAGGACUAGAACGUCUUUUGCCUUCGGAUGCUCACAUUCUUUGCUCUGGUCGCCUGUUUAUCUCCAUUACGCGUCAAAGUUCGGGAGAAAACGUCGUUGUGAGUAACUUCAAAGAUCGGAACGAUUUGAUUCGAGCUAUAUUGUGCUCUUCUUUCAUUCCUGUGUUUGGAGGCUUUAUCGCUCCAACUUACCAAGGUGAUUAUUUUAUUGACGGGGCGAUGUCCGACAACUUGCCGGGCCUUGAUAAAAAUACAAUUACUGUGAGUCCUUUUUGCGGAGACGCUGACAUCUGCCCACGCGACGAUAUUUGGGAUCCAAGUGAACAGGCGACAGUCGCUGGACAUAUAUUUCUUUCGCAAACUAGUAUCAUUCUAAAUUGGAUGAAUUUUAAGCGUGCGAUUAAUAUUGUCGUGCCAAUGAGUUCCAGCGACCUGGCCCGACUGGCUUCCACCGGUUACGAUGAUGCUUUGAGAGAAUGUUUUAUUUUUGUAGGAUUCAUUUCUUGUUUUAUUCAUCGUAAGCCUCGUGCUUUUAAUGGCGCUCUCCACAGUCCGAGUUCUUCUGCUUUAACGGAUUUGCAUCGAAAAGGAAAAAGGUCCUUAUCCAGACAAAACGUUGAUUCAGUCGUUAGUGAACAGCCUGCCUCCCUCCCAAUUCCCACCAUCGUUAAAAGCCCGUCUCGAAAUUUGCUCUGCGAGCUCACGAAUCCAUUGGAAGCAAAUUUCUACAAGACUUCCUUUGGUAGCCGUUCUCUUGCCGUUCCUGGUUGCGCCGCCUGUCGCGGUGCUGUGCUCAAUUCUUACGUAUCCAACUUGCCUUUGGCUCUCUACACAAUAAUUUCGGGUUUUGAUGAAAAUGCUGCAAAAACGGAAUGUGUAUCAGAUGAAAGUAAAAACAAGUUGUGGUCAUGGUGGUUGUUUUCACGGUCUCUGACCCUUAUGCCCCAGUGGCUGUCUCCAACUUCCGCGAUCCACCUGGUUUUGUCCCAGGCGCUGAAGUUACUCGUGGCAUCAACAACUCUGCAGUUAUCAGCUGUCAGGUCUCUGAUUUUUCUAUGCAGCAGCUUAAUUCGGCGAUUUCCAACCACCUCCAACGUGUCCGUUGAGUUAGUGACUAAACUCAAUUCCUUUGACGACAUGCUGACGGGGUUACUUGAAAAGGGCACAGCGCACACAGAGAAACUAGCCGACCUUCUUUGCUCAAAUGAGAGUCUCGACAGGACCUUCAGCUAUCUCUCACAAACCAUUCGGUCCGAUCUGCUGACCGCCGUCCCUAUGUUAUCUCCGACUGUCGCCCAAUCCCCACUCUUGAGGCAAACUCGUAGCCUCCUGUGUUUCCAGCAGUUCGCCUUUUUCUCUGAUUCUGAAGUCUUUGAAAACCAAUUUUGA